Bipolaris victoriae FI3 is the source of this 1722-nucleotide messenger RNA. RefSeq lists its product as hypothetical. The transcript has 2 exons. NCBI's taxonomy places the organism in Eukaryota, Fungi, Ascomycota, Dothideomycetes, Pleosporales, Pleosporaceae. The record is from RefSeq and is a predicted model, not a curated record. Bases 1 to 1722 code for a protein of 573 amino acids.
AUGGCGCAGCAACAACAGCGGAGCCACUGGCUAGACAAGUAUGCAAACAACCAUGCUGUUUGGAAGGCAUCAAUUGCCCCCAAUGGGAAUCAAGCGUUCCAGCGUCCCCUGGGAUUAGUGGAAACCUCUUUUGAUGCUGAUGGCACAUACUAUGGCGGUCGGGCAGAUAUGACUAGUUUAUUUACCUUAGCCGUUCAGCACAAACUCUCAAAGGAUGAACUCCGGCAUAGGAUAGCCUUAGCAUGGACUUCCCUUCGCCUGCAGCACCCUCUUCUUCUGGCACGUGUCCAUGACGACCCGGAUACAGGAAUGCGUGGAUUUGCAGUGGAUAUCCCCUCUACACAGGACGCUGCUAUCCAGGCUGUCAAUGACAACAUCGUUUGGAUCGAGGAUGCAUAUGACGAAGUCAAUGACAAAGAAAUUUACCACCACGCCUUCAAUGUGACAAGAAUCAUUGAGCCCAGGAAAUGCCUCUCGAAAAUACAUGUUCUACCAAUUACACGCCUUCCUAACGGGACAUACUCUCUUCGACUCCUUAUUGUAAUUGCGCACCAAAUAUCUGAUGGCUUGUCGGCGUACAACUGGUUCAGUCACUUCAAUCGCAUUAUGAACCAGUCGCCUCACGAGCUUUUAGCAGAUAUCGAGACAUUCCGCAAAGCAGACAAUAUAAAGGCCAUUCUACCAGUAGCCCAAGAAGACCUGUAUCCACCCAUUGUUGGGAACAAAGCAAGGCAACGCUGGUUCUGGGCCUUGAUCCGCGUGUUGCGCCAUGUACACAAAGGCUUACCAACGACAUUUACGAACCCGCUUCGCCGCGAACGGAGACUGGAAGUGCCAAUGCCAUUGGAGCCAAAAUUUGACAAGAUCUUUGACUACAGUGCUUCAUCACGGCCACCAAUGUCAUGCGGACACAUCAACGCCGCACUCUCCGCUUCUGCAUCCUCCCGCCUCAUAUCGCUCUGCCGUUCCGCACAAGUCUCCAUAGGCGCCGGCUGCUUUGCUCUCGCAGGUCUAGCCAUGAUGUCGAUCCACGAAUCCCUCAAUCCUUUAUCCCAACAACCCCCUUUCACAGCAUCCUUCCCACUAAACCCGCGCGCCUGGUUCGUCAACCCCCCACCUCCAGAAUCAUGCAUGCUGGCUUUCAGCGAAGGCAUCGUCAUGCCCUUUCUCUCCUCGGAACUCCCAAUCGAAGGCAGAUUCAAAUUGGUAGCCAAGCACGCAAACCGCGAACUAAAGGGUUACCAGAAGCGGCUCAGGGGAAAAGGUACGGCCGGACCGGCGGGUAUACUGGACAAACACUCUCCAGCCCGCCUUCUUGCAACGGGAUAUGUUGCGCAAAUCGAGAUUAUCCAAGGUAAAUUGCCGCCUGAACGACGUUCCUCGUCUUACAGCAACCCGCAAGGCUCGCUUCUGCCCGAUAUGGCAGGAUUCAGAGCGACGUGCGGUGUUUCUUCUGUAGGAUCUCUUGCGACAUUUUUCAAGCCUGGGGCGUAUAAUCUUCAAGAUCUGGGUGACAGGGAUUUCGCAGCGGAUUUCCGAAAUGUGAAUAUAGGUGUUAGGGCGAGGGAGAAUGAGUUUUUGGUGGGAAGUUUGACUACUGCUGAGGGUAUUGUGGCAUUUGGAGUGAGUUAUGAUUUGAAUGCUAUUAGUCAAGAGAGGGCGGAGUUGUGGAAGAUGACGAUUGAGAGUUUGUUGGAGGUCGGAGGGCAGGCGAAGUUAUAA